Molecule: messenger RNA, 1053 nt
Organism: Candida dubliniensis CD36
Lineage: Eukaryota; Fungi; Ascomycota; Pichiomycetes; Serinales; Debaryomycetaceae
Gene: ERG26
Product: sterol-4-alpha-carboxylate 3-dehydrogenase (decarboxylating)
Exons: 1
Coding region: 1-1053 (350 amino acids)
Biological process (GO): steroid biosynthetic process
Molecular function (GO): 3-beta-hydroxy-Delta5-steroid dehydrogenase (NAD+) activity
Source: RefSeq, a predicted model, not a curated record
AUGAGUGAAUCUUUACAAUCAGUAUUAAUCAUUGGAGGCUCUGGAUUUUUGGGUCUUCAUUUAAUAGAACAAUUUCAUAGACAUUGUCCUAAUGUUGCAAUCACAGUAUUUGAUGUACGUCCUUUACCUUCCAAAUUAUCGAAAUAUUUCACCUUUGAUCCUUCUCAAAUACAAUUUUUCAAAGGAGACUUGACUUCAGAUAAAGAUGUUACUGAUGCCAUAAAUCAAUCUAAAUGUGAUGUGAUUGUUCAUUCAGCUUCACCUAUGCAUGGAUUACCUCAAGAAGUUUAUGAAAAAGUGAAUGUUCAAGGAACAAAGAAUUUACUUUCCGUUGCACAGAAAUUACACGUCAAAGCUUUAGUUUAUACAUCAUCAGCUGGUGUUAUAUUCAAUGGACAAGAUGUUAUCAAUGCUGAUGAAACUUGGCCAUACCCAGAAGUUCAUAUGGAUGGUUAUAAUGAAACAAAGGCGGCAGCAGAAGAAGCCGUAAUGAAAGCAAAUGAUGAUGAUCAAUUACGUACGGUAUGUUUACGUCCAGCAGGUAUUUUUGGACCAGGCGAUCGUCAAUUGGUUCCUGGAUUAAGAGCCAGUGCUAAAUUAGGACAACUGAAAUACCAAUUGGGUGAUAACAAUAAUUUGUUUGAUUGGACAUAUGUUGGAAAUGUCGCUGAUGCCCAUGUAUUAGCGGCACAAAAGAUUUUAGAUAAAUCUACAAGAGACGAAAUUAGUGGUCAAACAUUUUUCAUAACUAACGAUUCACCAACAUACUUUUGGACAUUGGCAAGAACUGUUUGGAAAAAUGAUGGUUAUAUUGAUAAAUAUUACAUCAAACUACCAUACCCCGUAGCAUUGACUUUGGGUUAUAUCAGUGAGUUUGUUGCCAAAAAUAUUUUGAAAAAAGAGCCAGGUAUUACACCUUUCAGGGUCAAGGUUGUUUGCGCAAUAAGGUAUCAUAAUAUUGCUAAAGCUAAAAGAUUAUUAGGGUAUAAACCAGAAGUCGAUUUGGAAACUGGUAUCAACUACACUUUAGAUUGGAUGAAUGAAGAUUUGUAA